This is a messenger RNA of Hordeum vulgare subsp. vulgare (domesticated barley), 1848 nucleotides long. Its product is annotated as maltose excess protein 1-like, chloroplastic. Gene Ontology annotation, cellular component: chloroplast envelope. The transcript is spliced from 9 exons. The record is from RefSeq and is a predicted model, not a curated record. Gene Ontology annotation, molecular function: maltose transmembrane transporter activity. The coding region runs from base 126 to 1358 and encodes 410 amino acids. Lineage: Eukaryota; Viridiplantae; Streptophyta; Magnoliopsida; Poales; Poaceae.
CCCUUUUACAGUACUACUCCACUCGCUCCCACCGUCACACCUCGUGAAGCGCCCCUCCUCGCCUCGCCUCGCCUCGCCUGAAUCCACCUCCUGCGCCCCUCCCGCCUCGCCUGAACCCAGCUCCCAUGUCGUCGCCGUCGCUGCCCACCGCGCGCCUCCCGCUGCGCCCGUCCCCAGCCGCGCCAGCGACGCCGCUCUCCCGCCGCGGCGGCCCCGUUCGCUCCCUCGCGGCAUCCCCCGCCCCCGCCCGCGCCGUCGCCGUCGCACUCAAGCCCCUCGUCUCCAAGGCGCCCGCAUCCGGCUCCUACCGCUCCGCGCUCCUCCUCCACCGUCGCCGCCAUGCGCUGCCCGAGUCCGCCGCGGUGACCGCCGUCCCCGAACCGACCCCCAAGGUCACCAAGAAGUACCAGGACUGGGACUCCCUGACGGCCACUCUCGCCGGCAGCGCCAACUUGCCCUUCCUCCUCCUCCAGCUCCCGCAGAUCUUCCUCAACUACCGCAACCUCGUCGACGGCAACAAGACCGCCCUCUACGCCGUCCCAUGGCUCGGGAUGCUCACCGGGCUGCUCGGCAACCUGUCGCUCGUGUCCUACUUCGCCAAGAAGAGGGAGACGGAGGCUGUCAUCGUGCAGACGCUGGGCGUUUUCUCCACCUAUGUGGUCAUCCUCCAGCUUGCCAUGGCGGAGUCCAUGCCGAUGCCGCAUUUUGUGGUCACUUCAGCUGUUGUCGCCGCCGGGCUUCUCCUCAACCUGCUCAACUACAUUGGGUGGCUCCCUGGGACCCUCUGGCUGCUAUGGGAGGAUUUCACGACAAUCGGCGGCCUUACCGUACUCCCUCAGGUCAUGUGGUCAACAUUUGUUCCCCUCGUCCCCAGUAGCAUACUGCCUGGCAUAAUCUGUGGCUCUCUGGCUGUUGCUGCUGUUGUGCUGGCAAGGAUGGGCAAGCUUUCCGAAGGAGGAACUAAAUUUGUGGGGUCGUUGUCUGGUUGGACUGCCACACUUUUGUUCAUGUGGAUGCCAGUUGCACAGAUGUGGACAAACUACCUCAACCCAAGUAACAUCGAAGGGCUGUCAGCAUUCUCAAUGUUGCUUGCAAUGAUUGGAAAUGGACUUAUGAUUCCUCGUUCUGUAUUUAUCAGAGAUCUGAUGUGGUUCACCGGUUCUAUUUGGGCAUGUGGCCUACAAGGUUGGGGUAACCUGGCCUGCAUGUACUGCUGCAACAGCAUCAGCAGAGAAUUUUUCUUCGGGACGACAUUUGGAUUGUUUCUGUGGCUAGGUUUCACCUUCGCGAGAGAUACCGGUGCCUACGGCAACAGCUCACCCAUGACUUCUCUGAAGGAGCUGGUGUUCGGCAAGUGAUGACCAUUUUAUCAGCAAGCACUUCAAAGCAGCUGACUGUUUCCGGCGUAGUAGGAACCACAGAAAGCCCUCCUACAAUAAUUUUCCGGUGACCGGCAAGCAAGAAGGAACCGAGCCGUGGUAAAAAUCUUGGUAGGCAUAUAGCAUAUAGAGGUGAAAAUUAAGAAGGGUGCGCCUUGGCCGACAGUCGUGCGGCCGCGGUGAAACGCCGAGGCGAGCAGUAGUUCCACCGCAGCAGCUUGCAGAAAGCGCCGUGGAAGUUCACAUGGCGGCAGAAGCUACCGUGUGGUGUGACCACCACCGUCCACCCGCGCCGGGGCCAGCUUGCCUGCGCAUCCGGCAGAAAGGGCACAGUGGAGGAGGACUGAGAUCUAUUCUUUUUUUUUUUUUCCUUUUUUUUCUUUUUUGCGGGUAAGAAGAUGAAGAUCUAUCUAUUCUAUUUCAUUGUAAGAAAAAAAGUUUUCCUUGAAUAAAGCUUGCAUUCUUCUCA